Perca fluviatilis (European perch) is the source of this 2550-nucleotide messenger RNA. RefSeq names its product extracellular matrix protein 2. The transcript has 11 exons. Gene Ontology annotation, cellular component: extracellular matrix. Bases 529 to 2346 code for a protein of 605 amino acids. Lineage: Eukaryota; Metazoa; Chordata; Actinopteri; Perciformes; Percidae. Gene Ontology annotation, biological process: extracellular matrix organization; positive regulation of cell-substrate adhesion. The record is from RefSeq and is a predicted model, not a curated record. Gene Ontology annotation, molecular function: protein binding; heparin binding; collagen V binding.
UAUAUCAUGAGCAACCUUCUUGGAGAUCUAUAAGGGUAGCAUUUUUAGGGGAUAUAAUAACCUGGGGAAUACAUUAAUUUUGAUUAAGCUAAUGCGCCCCAUAAGCGAUAGGGGGAGAUUGUGCCAUCUAUCUAAGGCCUUCUUUAUUUUGGUUGCUAUGGGAGAGAAGUUAAGCUUCCAUAGCUCUGUCAAGUUUGGUGAUAUUUUUAUCCCAAGAUAUUCCUUCCCAUCCUCCUGCUCUUUCUUCAUUUCAGCGUUCACUCUGAGUUGGGGGCAUGUGCAAUAUGGUUUAGAACUGCUUUUGGAUGACUCACAACAGAGAAACCACAGCACAGCCUUUGCUACAAGUGUUUAUAGUGACGUAUCCUCUCGUGUAAACUCUCACGUCGACUGUUAUUCAGAGUUCCUUUCCAUUUUGCAAUAUUGCCUUCACUUUCUGUGGAUUUGCAUCAUCCUCGCUUCUUGAAGACCUAAACGUUUCGGACUUCUCUCUCUAGCUACAACCACUUAAACUGUAAACUUUCAACCAUGCAGAUGCCAAGGACAUGGAUCACGUUCAUUUGUCUGUGUGGCACAGUUUUAUGUGGACAAAGCCAAAACUAUUUGCACGACAUGGAUGCAUACUUGGAAACGUCUUCAGAGUCACCUGAAUUAGAAACGUCUUCAGAGUCACCUGAAACGUCUUCAGAGUCACCUGAAUUAGAAACAGCAGCCGUCCAUCCACCAGGAGUUGAUAGAGGUGUGACCUUGUCAGAUACAUAUGCUUUAAGUGUUACCCUCCCUGCUGAAGAGAGUGAGGAUGAGCGUCUCCAAAUGGAGGCAGAGGAGGCGAGUGAGCAUCAAGGAGUUGAUUUCAGGAAGCUGAAGGCUGGUAGAAGAAGGAGAGGUGCCUGGGGGAAGAGGAAGCACAAAUCCACAGUGGAGGCCACUGCGUAUCGAAUAGCCGGGUUGGGGCGACCCCUGAUGGGCUGGAGGAAGCGUGGGAGAGGAGAGGAGGAAACCAGUGCUCUAAUGGCUACACUUAAGGAGCUUCAUGCUGAAAAGCAGAGGCUGAUGGAUCAAGGGAAAGCAGGAGACGAGGAGGAGGAAGAUGAUGAUGAUGAUGAUGAUGAUGAUGACGAUGACGAAGAGGCAACUGAGCCUCCCAGCAAUCGAACAGAAACACACUCCAGUUUUACAGAGUCUCCCCUCAGCGAGUGUCAGACUGCUGACAGAGAAAUCAGCUGCAGGGGCAUCGGCAUGACUCACCUGCCAAUCAUCCAUAACCUGCUGGCCACAAAUCUGGAUAUGGCAGAGAACAACAUCAGAAUCAUUGCUCCACAAGUUUUCUCCGGUGUGCCGAACCUGGACACACUGGACCUGAGCAAAAACAAACUGGAUGAUGAGUCGUUCAGGCAAAGCCCCCUGUCUAACUUGACCUUUCUGAAGAAGCUGAACAUAGAUGGAAACCAACUCACCAGGAUCCCAGCGCUGCCGCCAUCUCUGGAGGAGCUCAAGAUGAACAACAACAAGCUCAGUACACUCAGCCCUAACUGUUUUAAAGGUUUGAUGAACCUGUUGAAUCUGGAGCUGGAGGAGAAUACGCUCCAUGAGGGCAGUGUGUCACCGCUAGCCUUCAGACCACUAAAGAGACUUUUGGACCUCCAGUUGGACAACAACCGCUUCCGUUACCUCCCUCUGGGCCUUCCUCCCUCUCUUCAGGAGCUGGAUAUGAAUGAAAAUCUGAUUGAGGCGGUGACGGAGGAGGCACUGAGGGGCUGCGUCCAUUUGAGAGUGCUGGUCCUGAGUCACAACCUGUUGCAUGAGCACAGCAUCGCUACCCGCGCCUGGACCCGUCUCAAGUCCCUGGAGGCCUUGGACCUGUCCUAUAACAGAUUUACCUCUGUCCCAAUGAAUCUUCCUCGCCAUCUCCGUAAAUUGACCCUCCAACACAACAACAUCAGUCACAUUGCUGCCUUUACGUUCCGUCACAUGCGGUCAAAUCUACAGUCCCUCCGUCUAUCCCACAAUGACUUGAGCAAUGAGGGUAUGGAACGAGUCUCUUUUGUUGGAACGUACCGCUCACUUGGAGAGCUCCUAUUGGACAACAAUCGUCUGGGGGAGAUCCCUCGCUGCGUUCGACAGUUUAAGAACCUGCAGGUGCUGCGACUGGACAACAACCAGAUCAGGCUGGUGAGGCAGUGGGGAGUGUGCCACCCUCGCAAUUCUGGCUCCACCUUGGCUUCGAUCCACUUGGAAAAUAAUCUGCUGGAGGUGGAAAGGAUUCCCCCAAAUGCCUUUUCCUGUCUCACUGAUGCUCAGGGACUGGUCCUCUAUCCACAGCAGGGGCACUCAUAUGACCAAUAGACUACACAGUGGGAUGGACAUACAAGGACAGAUACAUAACCACAAUAUACACAUGUGCAUCAUGCUGAUGUACAGUUACUACACAGUUUUUCUGAAGGCAGGGUUUACAGAAAAAUAGCUGUAUUGUGUAGUUUGCUUAGUCAGUCAGCGCUAUCUUGUUAUCAUCCCUAACCCUAUCUUUUUUCUUUCACAUCUCACCUUUGA